UUUUUUUUUAAUUAUUAAGUGAGUCAUGGAUGUUAAAGAUGAAAUUAACAAACACGAAAAUCCUAGAAAAAAAGCAAACCCAUUAAGUGCUCUUACAUUUACAUGGUUGCUGAGUACAUUUUGGAUUGGUUUUAAAAGAGAUUUAGAAUUAAGUGAUCUUCCAAAACCUCUGAAGGAACACAAAAGCAGUAACGUUGGAAAUAAAUUAUCAAAAUCAUGGGAUCGCCAAUAUGAGCGUUUUAACAAUCAAAAUGAAGGAAAGAAUAAAAAAAUAUCACCACCAAGUUUAUUUCGUUCACUUGUCAAAGUUUUUGGUAUUGAAUCAAUGUCAUAUGGAAUUAUUUUAGCAAUAAUGGAAGUUCCAACAAAAGUUCUUCAACCAUUGGCAGUUGGUCGUCUUGUUCGUCAUUUUUCAAAAGCAAAUGAAGAAAAUAAAUCAACAGAUAUGGAAGCCUAUUUAGCAGCUGGUGUUAUAAUAUUGUGUUCUGUUGUAAAUAUGUUUGCUAUACAUCCCUACAUGAUGGCAAGUACACAUGUUGGAAUGAAAAUACGUGUUGCUUGUUGUUCAUUGGUAUAUAGAAAAUCUCUUAAAUUAUCUCGUGUUGCUCUUGGUGAAAAAUCAAUUGGUCAAGUUGUUAAUUUAUUGUCAAAUGAUGUCAGCCGAUUUGACAAUGCAGUUGUAUUUCUUCAUUAUCUUUGGAUUAGUCUUGUUGAAACAGCUCUGGUUACUUAUUUUAUGUAUCUUGAAGUUGGUUGGUCAGCUGUUAUUGGAAUGUUUUCGUUACUAAUGUUUAUUCCUCUUCAAGGCUGGCUAGGAAAAACAUCAUCUGUUCUUCGUAUGAAAACAGCUAUUAGAACAGACGAACGUGUUAGACUUAUAAGUGAAAUAAUUAAUGGUAUUCAAGCAAUUAAAAUGUACACUUGGGAACAGCCAUUUAGUAUUUUAAUGGAAAAAGCUAGAAAAAGUGAAAUUAGUAUCAUUCGUAAGAUGGCUUUUCUUCAAGGUAUUUUAACGUCUUUUAUGACAAUUAUAACACGUUUUUCACUAUUUAUCACAGUUCUUGCUAUUAUUUAUUUGGAUAAAUAUUAUGGAAAUGAUAAUCUAGAAAAAAAUGGAAUUACAGCUGAAAAAGUUUUCAUGUUAACUUCAUUUUAUACUGGUAUACGUCAAUCAAUGACUGUAUUUUUUCCUCUUGGAAUUAUAAUGAGUGCACAAGCAUGGAUAUCAGUUAAACGUAUUCAAGAAUUUUUAAUGUAUGAAGAAAUUGAUUCUAAAAAAUUUCACAAAAAUUCAGAAGAUAAAGAUACAAACACUGGUUUGAUAACACUUGAAAAUGUACAUGCAAAAUGGUUAAAAAAUGGAUCUGAUGAUACACUUACUAAUAUUAAUAUGAAAGUUAAACCAGCACAAUUAGUUGCAAUUGUUGGACAAGUUGGAUCUGGAAAAUCAAGUUUAUUAAAUGUAAUUCUCAGAGAGCUUGAAACAUAUCAUGGAAGUGUCGAUGUACAUGGUAAUAUUGCAUAUGUGUCUCAAGAACCUUGGCUAUUUGCUGGAUCAGUACGAACAAAUAUUCUCUUUGGCAAAAAAAUGGAUGAGAAACGAUACGAGCAAGUUGUAAAAGUUUGUCAAUUAAAACGUGAUUUUCGUUUAUUUCCUUAUGGUGAUAAAACACUUGUUGGUGAACGUGGUGUAAGCUUGUCAGGUGGUCAACGAGCAAGAAUUAAUCUUGCACGAGCUGUAUAUGCUGAUUCACCAAUAUAUUUAUUUGAUGAUCCACUUAGUGCAGUUGAUGCUCAUGUUGGCAAACACAUGUUUGAAGAAUGCAUUGAAAGAUACUUGAAAGGUAAAACAAGAAUUCUCGUAACACAUCAAGUACAAUUUUUAGACAAUGUUGAAAAAAUAAUUGUCCUAAAAGAUGGUGCAAUUCAAGCUGAAGGAAGUUACAAUGAAUUGAUAGCUCAAGGAGUUGAUUUUGGUAGAUUAUUAGAACCUCCAGUUGAGGAAGAUAAUGAAGAUGAUGUCACACCAAAUACUGCUGGUUUUAUUAAUUCACGACAAGUUAGUGUACGUUCUACAAGUUCAUCAAUUUCAAAUAAAACAAUUAAUGACUCUCAACCUAAUGAAGCUGCAGAAACAAGAACACGAGGAAAUAUUGGUGGUCAAGUUUAUUUGAAAUAUCUUAAUGCUGCUGGAAAUUGUUGUGGACUAUUUUUUGUAUUAUUUCUUUUUAUUGGUGCACAAGUUUUAGCAACUGGUGGUGAUUUGUUUAUCACCUGGUGGGUAAAUUUAGAAGAAAAAUAUUCAAAUGCAGGACCAGGUGAAAGUCGAAGUUUAACUACAGAAGAUUGUGUUUAUAUUUUUGCUGGAAUUAUAUUGUGCACAGUUAUUGGUACUUUUAUUAGAUCAAUAGCAUACUAUAUGGCUUGUAUGCGAGCUUCUAUCCAUCUCCAUGAUCGAAUGUUUAGAAGCAUAAGCCGAGCAACAAUGAGAUUUUUCAAUACAAAUACCUCAGGAAGAAUAUUAAAUAGAUUUUCUAAGGAUAUGGGAUCAAUCGAUGAAUUAUUGCCGAUGGCUUUAUUUGAUUGUAUUCAAAUUGGUCUUAGCUUAAUUGGAAUUAUUGGAAUAGCUGUUUCAACAGAGCCAUUUUUAGUGAUACCUACAUUGUUCAUUGUAAUAUUAUUUUAUUAUAUGAGAAAUUUUUAUUUACCAACUUCAAGAAGUGUCAAAAGACUUGAAGGAAUUGCAAGAUCACCGGUUUAUAAUCAUUUAAAUGCAACAUUACAAGGAUUAGCAACAAUAAGAUCAUCAAAUGCUAGUAAACUUUUAAUUGAAGAAUUUGAUAAUCAUCAAGAUCUUCAUUCAUCAGCUUGGUUUAUAUUUAUAUCAUCGUCAAAUGCAUUUGGUCUUUGGCUUGAUACUUUUGCUGUUUUAUAUAUUUCAUUAGUCACACUUAGCUUCUUAGUUAUACCAGGAAGUGAUUCAAAAAGUGGUGGAAAUGUUGGUCUUGCAAUUACCCAAGUUAUUGGACUAACGGGAAUAUUCCAGUGGGUCAUGCGACAGAGUGCAGAACUUGAGAAUCAAAUGACCUCAGUUGAACGAGUUUAUGAAUAUACUAUUCUUGAAAGUGAAUCACCAUUGGAAAGCCUGCCAGGUGAAGAAUUACCACCAGAUUGGCCUACUGAAGGAAAAAUUGAAUUUAAAAAUGUUUAUUUGUCUUAUGGUCCUGAUGAAGCACCAGUAUUAAAAAAUUUAAGUUUUACAAUAAAUGAAAGAGAAAAAAUUGGAAUAGUUGGUAGAACUGGUGCUGGUAAAUCUUCUCUUAUAUCUGCACUUUUUAGAUUUGCUAAUUUAAAGGGAAAAAUUGAAAUUGAUGGAGUAGAAACUGGUGAGAUUGGUUUACGUGAUCUUAGAUCAAAAAUAUCAAUAAUUCCACAAGAACCAUUUUUAUUUUCUGGUACUUUACGAAAAAAUUUGGAUCCAUUUGAGUCAUUUGGUGAUGAUGUACUUUGGGCAGCUCUUGAAGAUGUUGAAUUAAAAGAUAUGGGUUUAACUGCUCAUGUCAAUGAUGGUGGAAGUAAUUUGAGUGUUGGUGAACGACAACUUGUUUGUCUUGCUCGAGCAAUUGUUAGAAAUAAUAAAAUUUUAAUUCUCGAUGAAGCCACUGCCAAUGUUGAUUCAGGAACAGAUGAACUUAUUCAAAAAACAAUUCGUCAAAAAUUUGCAAAUUGUACUGUACUCACAAUUGCUCACAGAUUAAAUACUGUUAUGGAUAGUGAUAAAAUACUUGUUGUUGAUGCUGGCUCAGUUUUAGAAUUUGACCAGCCACAUUUACUUCUCCAAAAUCCAGAUGGUGCACUAUCAAGUAUGGUCAAUGAAACAGGCAAAAGCAUGGCAGAUUCUUUGAUUGCCAUAGCCAAAGAUAAUUAUAAAAUUCAUGGUCUUCAAGAAUCACCCACGACAUCUUUAUAAUAAAAGAUACUUUACAUUUUUCUCUGUAAAUAAAAUAUUUAUUAUGUAUAUGCAUUA
Molecule: messenger RNA, 4027 nt
Organism: Aphidius gifuensis
Lineage: Eukaryota; Metazoa; Arthropoda; Insecta; Hymenoptera; Braconidae
Product: probable multidrug resistance-associated protein lethal(2)03659
Exons: 4
Coding region: 26-3970 (1314 amino acids)
Biological process (GO): transmembrane transport
Cellular component (GO): membrane
Molecular function (GO): ATP hydrolysis activity; ABC-type transporter activity; ATP binding
Source: RefSeq, a predicted model, not a curated record